This is a messenger RNA of Nelumbo nucifera (sacred lotus), 486 nucleotides long. Its product is annotated as basic form of pathogenesis-related protein 1-like. The record is from RefSeq and is a predicted model, not a curated record. Lineage: Eukaryota; Viridiplantae; Streptophyta; Magnoliopsida; Proteales; Nelumbonaceae.
AUGGUGGGCUUGUAUAAGCUUAAGCUUACUCUUUUAGCUUCCCUGGUUUUUGCCCUGUUCCAUGUCUCCCUUGCCCAAACCUCUCCAAAGGACUACCUCAAGGCCCACAACGAAGCUCGUGCAAAGUUAGGGAUUCCUCCUUUGACAUGGGACAACAAGUUGGCUUCCUAUGCUCAGGACUAUGCUAACAAGAGAAUCGAAGACUGUGAGCUUCUACAUUCAACUAUGGACUAUGGUGAGAAUAUAGCCACAGCCAGUUGGUCUAUGUCUGCGAAAGAAGCUGUGGACAUGUGGAUUGACGAGAGACCGUUCUACGACCAUGCAUCCAAUACCUGCAAAGGCGGAGAUUGCCUGCACUACACUCAGGUGGUUUGGCGAGAUUCUGUUCAUUUGGGGUGUGCUAUAUCGAAUUGUAAGGCUGGAGGAUCCUUUGCAAUUUGCCUUUAUGAUCCCCCAGGAAACGUCAUUACCCAACGUCCAUACUAG